AUUCAGGUUUGCUGGGGCUCGCAUAUUAUACACCACAAACAUGACAGAGAUUGCAAAUGGACCCCAAGUCACCAAGAUAACCCGUCCCCCAAAGCUCCGGAUCAUCCCGCCCCUCAACUUUUGUCCAGUCGAGCACCAGUUAUAUCGGUCCGGCCAACCCAAUAUCAUCAACCAGAGCUUCUUGGAAGACCUUAACUUAAAAACCAUUGUUUGGCUCGCCACCGAAGAGCCUCAAGAGGAGUUCUUGGACUUCUGCUCUCAACAUAACGUCAACUUGGAGUUUGUGGGGAUGAUAAAUGAUUACAAUUACAAUUACAACUCCAACAUAAAUCCGUGGGAUACUUUGAACGACGUGACCAUCACCCGAUCGCUCGAGAUUAUAGCCAACAAGGAGAACUAUCCUUUGUUGGUAUGCUGUGGUAUGGGAAGACACAGAACGGGGACGGUGAUUGGGUGUUUACGGCGGCUUCAGAACUGGAAUUUAGCCAGUGUGAGUGAAGAGUAUAGACGGUUCACGGGGGCCAAGGGAGGAAGAAUCCAGGUGGAGUUGUUGAUUGAGAGUUUUGAUAUCUCGGUGAUUGAGGUGAAGGAGGAGACGGCUCCGGAGUUUUUGGUAGAAUAUAGGACAUGAAUAGACGCUAGAUUGGGAGGG
Molecule: messenger RNA, 652 nt
Organism: Yamadazyma tenuis ATCC 10573
Lineage: Eukaryota; Fungi; Ascomycota; Pichiomycetes; Serinales; Debaryomycetaceae
Source: RefSeq, a predicted model, not a curated record